GAUCCCCCCCAUCCUUUCCUCCUCCUCCCGCUUUCUUUCCUUUUAUUCCUCACAUUUUUCUGCCUUCCUUUUAUUUUUACGGGCCUUUCAUCCUGCACGGUGGCGGUGCUGUGUGUGUCGGGGGGGCUGCUGCCUGCUUUCUUUAUUUAUCCCCCCCCUCUCGUUGCUCCCCUCCUUUUUUCCUUUCCCUUCGUCUCAUCCCCUCCCCAUUAACUGCAUUUUUGUUCGGUCUGACAGAGCCGGCUGAGGGUUGUUGGUUGGAACAAACCCUCCGUUCCCACGGGUCGGGUCGGUGGGAGCCGCUCCGCUUUUGUUCCUCCGUGUGUCUGUGUUUUUUGGGGUGUGUGAAGUUGUGCUCCUUGUCCCCCCGUAGAGAAACGCCCCGCGUGUGGCACCGGCUCCCAGCUAGAUCUGGAGAUGGACGCGGAGAAGGGGAAGCAACGCCAGUACUCCCAGAGCCAAGGCGAGACAGAGAGGGCUGCCAAAGUAGAGACGUUCCCUAGAGAACUGUAGCUUGACUUAGCGGCAGUUUGGUAGGAAGUUGGAAGGCUAUAGUGAGCUGCGGGGCCUGGCGCUCGUACCCACCCGUGCCAUCAUCUACCUCCAUCAAUCUGGAGCCUCAUCGACACGUCUCCCCAGGCAGCUGCGGCCAUCUGGCUUCUGAGGCCAGCCUGAUGGCGGAGCCUCGCUUCAACAACCCCUACUUCUGGCCGCCUCCCCCCACCAUGCCCAGCCAGCUGGACAACCUCGUCCUGAUCAAUAAAAUCAAGGAGCAGCUGAUGGCGGAGAAGAUCCGGCCCCCACACUUGCCCCCCACUUCCGUGGCCUCCCAGCAGCCCCUCCUGGUGCCUCCCUCUCCAGCUGAAAGCGGCCAGUCCAUCAUGUCCCUCCCUAAGCUGCAGCAGGUGCCCGGCCUCCACCCGCAGGCAGUCCCACAGCCAGACGUGGCUCUGCACGCUCGGCCAGCCACCAGCACCGUCACAGGGUUGGGGCUGGCAUCCCGCGCGCCCACAGUCAGCACCUCCGAGUCCAGCACAGGCACCACGACCCCUUCCACACCCACCUCCACCAGCCAGAGCCGCCUCAUCGCCUCCUCGCCCACCCUUAUCUCAGGAAUCACCAGCCCACCCCUCCUCGACUCCAUAAAGACAAUCCAGGGCCACAGCUUGCUGGGGGCACCCAAGACGGAGCGGGGCCGCAAGAAGAUCAAGGCGGAAAACCCUUCAGGGCCACCCGUCCUCGUGGUCCCAUACCCCAUCUUGGCCUCGGGGGAGACGGCCAAAGAGGGCAAGACGUACAGGUGUAAGGUCUGUCCUUUGACAUUCUUCACCAAAUCGGAGAUGCAGAUCCACUCCAAGUCGCACACAGAGGCCAAGCCCCACAAGUGCCCCCACUGCUCCAAGAGCUUCGCCAACACCUCCUACCUGGCCCAGCACCUCCGCAUCCACCUGGGUGCCAAGCCCUACCCCUGCCGCUACUGCCAGAAGGCCUUCCGCCAGCUCUCCCACCUGCAGCAGCACACCAGAAUCCACACCGGCGACAGACCCUACAAGUGUCCGCACCCCGGCUGCGAGAAGGCGUUCACACAACUCUCCAACCUCCAGUCUCACCAGCGACAGCACAACAAGGACAAGCCCUACAAGUGCCCGAACUGCUACCGGGCCUACACGGACUCGGCCUCGCUGCAGAUCCACCUCUCGGCACAUGCCAUCAAGCACGCCAAGGCUUACUGCUGCAGCAUGUGUGGCCGCGCUUAUACCUCGGAGACGUACCUGAUGAAGCACAUGUCCAAACACACGGUGGUGGAGCACCUGGUCAGCCAGCACUCUCCUCAAAGGACCGAAUCCCCCGGCAUCCCCGUGCGGAUCUCGCUCAUCUAAGUGGGCUCCAUCCCACCCCGCUGCUGCCGGAGGGGGGGGAUGACACCGUGUUGCCCCCCACCCCCAGGCCCGGCCUCCACCCUGGGGGCUGCAGGUUUGGUGACAUCCAAAGACGGUUUCAGAGCACUUUGAAUCUGCAGUUUUCUUGGGGUUGGGGAGUGUUCAUGGGGGGGGUGUUGCAGGGGGGUUGUUCUCCUUCGCUCCGCUCCCCCCCACCCUCCGCCUCCCCACAUUUUGGAUACAAAUAUAUAUAUAUAUUUAUUGGCCAAGAAGUCGGUGCUGCUAACACAGAAAGGAAAUCAGACGCGGAACGGAGCGCAGCGGGCGCCAGACCCCCCCCCUCCUCCCAGCCAGGACUGUUUGGAGCAGAGUAGGGUUUGGGGGGGGGGGGGUGCUUUGUUUUGGGUUGCGUUUGAUUUUAUGGACGUUUUCCCCUCUGGGUUUGCUCCCCCCACACCGGACUCCAUUGCUGGGAGCAGCCGGGGAAGCGCCAGGGGUCCGCGUGCCUCUGUGUGUACAUAGCCCUGUGUACAGAGCCGGGGGGGCCCUGCUCCCCGCAGAGAGACUCGACAGAAACUCAUCUAUAUUAUGUACUCUUUGGUUCCGUUUUGGAUAUUAACUGUGUUAUUUUUUAUACACUUUUUAAGCCUUAACUCGUUGUUUUGCCAGGGUGUUUAUUACCUUCUGUUUAUUCAUUUGAGUCCCUUCCCCUCCCCCCUCCACCUUUGCCCCCCAUCCAUCCACCCUCUGGCUCCUUGUUUCCCCCUCGGUGUUGUACGAUACUCAAUAUUGUAACCUUUUUUGUCAGCAUGUUAAUACUGUGUAAAUACGCCUCUUAUACACACACUGUUAACGCCUCUCCCCCCCCCCCCUUUAUUACCCAACCUCCCCAACCAGCCCGUUUGGGGCCUUUUUUUUUUAUGUUCCUAGCUGGAAAUCCAGGCCACGCGUCCCUAGAGCUAGUGAUUGCCUUCUUAAUAAAGGAGAAAGAGAGAAGAGACACCCUCUCUCCCCACCUCUUCCCUUAUCCCCCCCCCCCAGUGUCUUGCAUUGUGGCUCAUGGAGGAGAUGGAGGGGCAGCUGUGGCCACGGUUGGAAACAGCAGGGACCCCCCCCAGGUCCCCCUGCAAAGCAGCGCCCGUUUGGGAGAGGAAAGAAAACAAGAGAAAAGAAUAAAAGAAAAGGAAACAAAA
Molecule: messenger RNA, 3073 nt
Organism: Coturnix japonica (Japanese quail)
Lineage: Eukaryota; Metazoa; Chordata; Aves; Galliformes; Phasianidae
Source: RefSeq, a predicted model, not a curated record